Messenger RNA from Cannabis sativa, 1238 nucleotides. Its product is annotated as FCS-Like Zinc finger 3. The record is from RefSeq and is a predicted model, not a curated record. Lineage: Eukaryota; Viridiplantae; Streptophyta; Magnoliopsida; Rosales; Cannabaceae. Bases 305 to 598 code for a protein of 97 amino acids. The transcript is spliced from 2 exons.
CCAUAUAAUUUGCUUCUGAGAAUUUACCGAAAUACCCCUGGAUUGGAAUCCACCAUAAUAUAAUACCCAAUAAACCACUUGAUUGUACCGCAAGUCUUGGCCAAAGCUCCUCUUUAUAAACAACAACACUAAACCAUAGUUCUCCUCUCCCUUCUUCUCUCUCAUUUUUUGCUCAAGCAAAAGAAAAGAAAAAUAGAAAAAGCCCAUUUUUCUCAAACCAAUUUUCUUGGUUCAGUUUUUUUCUUACUCUUUUUGUGAUUUUUUCAACAGUUAUUCUUAUUCCUCUUUAAGCUUUCUUUCAACUAUGGCCACAAAAAUGUUUCAUUUGGCUGGGACUGAAGACUUUUACUCCAGUGAUUCCCACUUUCUUGAAGCUUGUUACCUUUGCAGAAAACCACUUGGAUAUAACUCAGACAUCUUCAUGUACAGGGGAAAUACUCCAUUCUGUAGCAAAGAAUGUAGACAAGAGCAAAUAGAGUUUGAUGAAGCAAAGGAAAAGAGCUGGAAAAUGAGUAGCAGAGCCAUGAGAAAAUCAGAGACCAAUAAGGACUCUACUCCAAGCAAAACCUCAAGGACUGGCACUGUUUCAGUAGCCUGAUGAUGAUCUAUACAAAGCUGUGUAUUUAACAUUAAUAACAAUCUUUGAGCUUUUGGAGUAAAAGAAAAGGAAUUUUUCCCAUGUUGAAAAUGGUCAUUUGGGGACAUUGGGAUUAAAAGGGUGUUGAUGAUGAUCAGUCUGUGAUCUGUAAAGGUGUGUGGAAGGUUUGUAUGAGGCAGACAUAAAAUUUUGAUUUUUAAUCUUUGUUUUUCAUUUUGGGUUGGUAUGGGUAGAUCCUUGUUUAUAUAAAAAAAAAAAAAAUGAAAAAACAGAUCUGGGGGUUGGUAUAAUCUUGUAAUGAUGUUUAUCAGUUUACUAUCUGAAAUGAAAUUUUGAGGCACUUAAUUAUUAAGUCAAGUUUCUUUAAGAGACUUGAUUUAUUUCAUGGCAACUUGCUUCAAUUUCAAUAUGUGAAUAUAUAUAAUUCUCAUGGAAAAUUUAAAUUUGGACUGAUAGAAAAAAAAAAAAAAAUUCAAUUUUAACAUCAUUGUCAUUUUCUCCCAUCUGCAAUUCUUUUCUUCUUCUUUAUUUGAAAGAUGAACUUUCAAUUUACCUUUUUUUUCAUCUUUUUAAUGUCUUCUCUAUUAUAGUUAAAAAUUUAAUUUGGAAAAUAUUAUAAUUCUAAUUUAUAGUUUUAAUA